UUAGUGUAGUAUGGUGUGCUCCUCUCAAAUAGGGUCGGCUCUUCUUCGUAAGAAAAACACGUCUUCUUUGGGACCCACUUUUCUUAUCUCUAUCUCACAGUCUCUCUAUAUAUGUCAAUUUGUCUCUCUACUCUAUACACUUUGAUCCCCAUCAUAAACUACCUACUUUACAUCUAUUCCUACUACUACAAAGUACUGUCCAAAAGCCUCUGAGUUAAACCAAAUAUAGUUCCCGUGAAUGACAUAAUGUCAAAUUCUCAGGAGUGCUUAGGUGAAAGUAGCAAUAUUAUUGGAUCAACCCAAAACAGCAAUUUAGAGGAUGAGUUGACUCCCUUUUUCUCUUCACCAACCAUGAUGAAAAUGCUGGAGGUGAUGGUGAUCCGGACCUUUGACGGCGUUCUAAAGCCCAGGUUGGAAAACUCGAUUCGUAAUGUUGUAAAACAAGAACUUGAAUCGGCUGAGAAGAAGUUUUUGUUCGCCAAGGGAAACCCUGAAAAAGAUAUUCAAGCUCCUAAACCAAGAAGCUUGAAGUUGAAGUUCUUGACAAAGGUAUCUGUUCCUGUACUUACUGGAGUGGAAAUUAAAGGGGAAGGAGGUAAUGCUAUUCAAGUGGCUUUGAUUGAUGAUAACACUGGAGAAAUUGUUGAAUGUGGACCAGAAGCCUCAGCUAAAGUGGAGAUAGUUGUUCUUAAGGGAGAAUUUGGUGGUGAUAAUGAAGGUAAUUGGACAGCUGAAGAGUUCUGUAGCAAUGUUGUGCAAGAGAGGGAAGGAAAAAAGUCUCCUCUUGCAGAAACUGUAAAUGUGAGACUUUAUAAAGGCAUUGGUUCUAUAGAUAAAAUCAGAUUUACACAUUCUUCAAGGUAUAUGAGGAAGGGGAUGUUCAGCCUAGGUGCACGAAUUGCUGACACUUUCAAUAGUAUUCGAGUAAAAGAAGCAAGGACUGAAUCUUUCACUGUCAAGGAUGGGCGCCAGCUAUAUAAAGAGAAGCGUGAUCCACCAUCUCUAUCGGAUGGGGUACAGCGAUUAAAAAACAUAGGUAGAGACAGUAACAAUCGCCUUCUGGGUGAAAAUGUCAACACUGUAGAGGACUUUUUGAUUUUGCUCCUAAAAGACCGUGAGCGACUCAAAUGCGUACUUAGUCUAAAGCCAAAGAUGUUGGAGGAGACAAUUAAACAUGCUCGAAGAUGCACGCUUAAUGAACGGAUAUACUUUUAUAUUGACUCUCAAGAAAAGGAAGGGGUAGUUUUUAACAUUGUUGGAGAGGUGCUGGGACUUAUUCUGGAGUUCCAAUAUCUACCUAUGUAUCGAUUAUCUGAAAGUGAUAAGGCACGAUUCUUUUUAGCCAAAACUUCCGUUGCUGUCUCUUUCCUUUUGUUGCUCUUAUCUCAUAUUUGUUGCUGUUUUCGUCCUAUUUGUGAUUGAGAUUGACAGGCUAACGCUCAGAGGCUGCUGGUAUCUGCAUGUGAACAUUGGGAUCAUGUGUUACCAGUUGAUAAUGAAACGUGUCUUGUGCAAUAUCUUUCUCAAGUAUCGCCAACCAAGAGCCCUUCGAAUUCUCCAAGCCGAGAGGUUCCUAACACCAGUAACGAUGUUGAGAAUUUUAGAAUAAGUAAUGGACACCGUUCUACCUCAUUUCAGCGCAAUGUUUCAUCCAUGGUUCCAGCCAGAGGUCCAAGUGCAAUUAGUCAGAAUGCUUGUGGUUCUGCCAGUAUGAGUAACCUGGAGUUCUCUAACUCCCCAAUAUAUAGUAUGAGUAACCUGGAG
Messenger RNA from Lycium ferocissimum, 1764 nucleotides. RefSeq names its product calmodulin-binding protein 60 A-like. Lineage: Eukaryota; Viridiplantae; Streptophyta; Magnoliopsida; Solanales; Solanaceae. The record is from RefSeq and is a predicted model, not a curated record. The transcript is spliced from 6 exons. Gene Ontology annotation, biological process: regulation of salicylic acid biosynthetic process. Gene Ontology annotation, cellular component: nucleus. The coding region runs from base 247 to 1422 and encodes 391 amino acids. Gene Ontology annotation, molecular function: sequence-specific DNA binding; DNA-binding transcription factor activity; calmodulin binding.